AUGGCCGUGGGAAGCGAUGGUCGAGCGGAUUUCGGAGACUGUGAGCCCGAGUUGCGAGCCGAUAGGACGCAAGGACCACCCUGCCACCAGAAUGAACACUCUUUGACCUGGGUCAACCUUGGCCUUAAUUACCCUGGACAGGAACACUCCUUGACCUGGGUCAACCUUGGCCUUAAAUACCGCCGGUCGGCUUGGAUAAGCCCUCGAGAAGUCACGUGGCAGCACGCGGCCCGCAAGCAGCCGCGUGGUCUAUACGUACACGAGCACAAAGUCCAACCUCAGCCCCCAACCCUACCUUCUCCUCUCACUACCCCAGAAGGCCACGCUCCUACAGUUGCACACGUGAUCGACCCUUUGCAAAUGAAAGGAGAUGAUGAGAGGUUUGCCCUCUCCAUAGAGCAAGUCUUUAGGGAUUCUGCCAUCAUCCAUUCUGUGGACAUGAUCCAGCCAUCUCAGUCGACGCUGCCUGAGCAGGUCACAGGAAGCCGUACAAGAAUGCGUGGAGCUCUGUGCUAUUUUGAGACUGCAGAUUUGACAGCUCUCCACAGCCUAGUUGUUUCGGGUUUAGUAUCUGAUGUCGUAGACAAUCGUGGGUCCAGUUGUAAUAUAGUUGUACGCCAAAAGCAUAAAACACUUUACUGGCCCAACAAAGCAAAUUCUCACACUUUUACAUUUAGAAAAAACAUAUACGGUCACCUUUAUUACCGCUGUCCGUUUCGUUCUCAGGUGCAGUAUCACGCGGACUUCGAAAAGAACAAGGCCAAGUUCACGCAGGUGGCCGACGACCCGGAGACGCAGCGGCUGAAGAAGAACACAAAGAUCAUCAGCAACGUGGCUUACCAUGGCGAGCUGGAGCGGAAGGCGGAGAUGGAGCGGAAGCGCUCGGAACCGGGCGAGGAGGACGAAGAAUACCCACCCUGGCUUGAGGCUCCAGGAAGAGAUGUUCUCACAGCCACAACCUCUAUCCACCCACCUACACAUACAGACGAUGACCUCCAUGGCCAUGAGUUGACCCGAGACCCAACACCCCAAUCUCAGCCACCCCACUCCUAUGACUACUCUUCCUCCUCUUCCUCUUCCUCACGAACACAGCCACCUCCACCGGCCUAUCAUCACGCGCAGUCCCCGCCUAACUACCAGACUCCAGCUGCUAAAAACAGUUACCCAGCUGCUCCUUAUCAUGCACAGUCAAGCAGUCACUAUCCUACACCUGCCUAUGAUAGUGGUCCUCAUUCCCAACAUGGCUACCAUUCUUCCUCUGGUCCUAGGUCACACAAUGCCAACACCUACCACCCUUCAGAAUUAAUUGAGCAGAGUGGGUACUACCUUCCAAACCACGUGGAUGGACAGAAUGCCUCUAUUAACCGCUAUUCUGACCAACCCACCAAUGGUUCAAGUGGGGCAUAUCCUAGCACUAACAGACAUGGUGCUUCACACACAUAUUACCCAACUAACAGCCACUAUGCAACUGGGGCCCCCCCACCACGUGAGCGGCCGCAGGAACAGCAGCAGCAGCAACAACUCCAACAGCAGCACCAACACCAGCAGCAGCAACAGCAACAGCAACAGCAGCAGCAUCACCAUCACCACCAACAGAUGCAGAAGCAUCACCAGCAACAACAACAACAACAACAACAACAACAACAACAACAACAACAACAACAACAACAACAACUACACCAUCACCACCAGCAGCAGUCUUAUGGCCCUUCCCACCAGCAAUAUGGAGGAGCUUCCCUUUCCUCUCAACACCGCCACCCUCCCCAGUCCUCCUCCACAUCAUUCCUCCAUCACCAUCACCAACAACCACACCACCCACAACAUCAUCAUCAGUCACAACAACAGCAGCAGCCACAGCAAAAGCAGCAGAUCCAAACCUCAUCCUAUCACCAUCACCCAGCCCCACAAAACAUGUAUCAUGAUGCCAACCACAACUCCCCAUACUCUGCCCGAACGUCCCAGACCCUCAUCUACUCCAGUCAAACUGGACCAGUGCAACAGCAGCCUAACCGUCGUGUUGGUAGCAUAGCUGACUACGACCCAGUGAAUGAGCAGUAUGGUUCAAUUAGCCAGCCCACAGGUUCUGGUGGCUAUCGACAGGAAACAUCAUAUCAGGUGCAGCGCAGCAACUUAUAUGGUGACCCAACUACAGGCCAGCAGCCCCCACCACAGCACUUGAAUUCUAAUGCAGCACCGCACCAUAAGGUCACUGCUCCUCCUACACAGCUGGGGCGAUGUUAUCGUGCCAUGUAUGACUAUGAGGCAGCAGAUACAGAUGAAGUCAGCUUCAAGGAUGGAGACCUGAUCAUCAACUGUACAGCCAUCGAUGAAGGAUGGAUGACAGGCACAAUCCAGCGCACUGGAGUCACGGGCAUGUUGCCAGCCAACUAUGUAGAGAGAGUCAGCUGAAGUGUUUUCUCAUGGUACCAGUACACGGAGGAUCCUUGUGAACUUUUUAUUAUAUAUAUAUUUUUUUUUUCCUAUUCUUUUUAUGUAUGUAGGAGUUUUAAGUAAGUUUUCAUUCUAUGCUUUCCAGUGUUCAGUAUCUUUUUGUCAGUAAUUGCACUAUUUGUUAACCUUUUUAUUUUGAAACUGAUGUUGAUUUAGGGCAGAAUUUCAGUUCAAAGGCCACACAGUUAAAACAUGGGAAUAUUUUACCUUUUUAUCAUAGUUUUCAUACAUUUUAUUUAUUUUUUUUUUUUUCUACAUCGGAGAACUCUUUAAUGCUUUCUGCCAUGAGUGCUUGUAUACAUGUACAGUCCAGUGUGAGUUUGUUUUAUUAAAGCUGAUUAUAUGUAAAUGGCUCCAGAAGUACUUAUGCACCAAGGAGUUUAAUUAAUAGGCCUACCUGUCUUCAUCUGUUUCCACCAUUUCUUGAUUUUUUUGGAAGAGUUUUUGUUUUUAUAAUUAUUAAUUGUGUAUAAUAUUCAAUAGUAAUGGUAAAGAUGGUAAUGAUAACAUUAGUAACAUCAAUAAUAGUAAUAGAAAUUUAAACUUUUCUCCCAUAAAUUCCAGUAAUGGAGUAAAAAAAAAGUGAGGUCAGGUAGGCCAUCUGUGUUUAUGCAAAAUUAAUAAUCUAAAUGGACCAUGCAUGAACUGAGCACCAGUUGGUGAAGAUAAAAGGAAAAGGAAACAUUGAACCUUAGUAUCCCAGUUUCAAAGUUCAUGAAGGGGUUUUGUAAAUGCUUCACAUGGCUGCCUUGAGCAAGUACUUUGUAAUGGCACUGCAUAAAGUGCCUGUUUUGGAAUCACAUUAGGAUAUAUUGUACAAAUUUGUUUUUCAUAAAUGUACCAAAGCUUGUGUGAAUAUGAUAUAGGAAAAGCUGCAGAUCUGCUAGACAAAAGAUAUAGGUUUUAUUAUGAUAAAAUAUUGAAAAUAAUGAUUUAUCAUGUGUAUCUGUGGCCUUAUUCUAUCUAGCCUUAACAUUUUGCUUCUUUAGAAUAUGAUCUUAAAAACUGGAUUUGACACUGAUAAGCAGCCUGUCCUAACUUCAGCUAAUAAGUACAGUAUGACUAGAGCUCAAAGAUAACAGGCUGCCAUGUAUGUGAAAUAUUAUUAGGGUAAGCAUGUUGAUUAAAAAUGAAAAAGAAUCCUGGAAAAUCCAGGAAGUGCCUACCUUAUUCUAAGAUACUUACUUAAUAUUUGCAUGUAAGAAAAUUCUGUGUAUGAGAUAAUUUCUUGAAACAAAUGUGUGAUAUGUUGUGCCUUGUUUAAAGAUAUUGAGAUAAAACCAUCACAUUAACACUCACUUUCAAAGUUAAAGGUAAUCACUGUCAUAUAUGACUUCUCAAAGAGAUUUUGUUGGUUACAACUUUAUGUAAGUUGUAGUUUAUAGGAUGUAAUUCUGAAAGUAAAUAAAUUUCUACAGUUCCAGAAAUGCCUGACUAUCCAUACUGAUUCGGCUCAUUAAAGGAUAAAGGGAAGUUGUUGAAAAGAGUGAACUUAAAGUAGCACUGGCCAUUCUUUUUCUUUCUUUCUUCUUUUUUUCCAUUUUAGUUCUUAAGCAUCAACUGUUAAUUAAUAUUUUUUAUUCUUAGUCAAUUCUUAGUCAAUUCAGAAUGAUUGGCACUUUUUUGACUUCAUAGAACUUUCAGAUCAUAAUGGUGCACCAUAUGCACUCUCAGUUUUUACUGAAAAAUUCCUACCCACUUUAUGUAAGGAAAGCCAGUAAGUUUCAUAGUUAUUAGUGUGAAAUAAUGUAGGUGACCUGUAAUUGUCCAGUGAUCCAAAGGUUUCUAAAUUACAAAGGAUAUGGAGUAUGACAUUUUUUUCUGUUACACACACACACACACACACACACACACACACACACACACACACACACACACACACACACACACACACACACACACACACACACACACACACACA
Molecule: messenger RNA, 4372 nt
Organism: Penaeus chinensis
Lineage: Eukaryota; Metazoa; Arthropoda; Malacostraca; Decapoda; Penaeidae
Product: LIM and SH3 domain protein Lasp-like
Exons: 13
Coding region: 1-2409 (802 amino acids)
Cellular component (GO): focal adhesion
Molecular function (GO): actin filament binding
Source: RefSeq, a predicted model, not a curated record